GCAUGCACCGUGUUUCGUACGCACACAGUUAGAAUUAUACAAUACAAAAUAAGUUUUUUCAUCCGUUUUGAACAAGUGAAGACAAGCCUCAUUUACAAUUGUUUAAAUUGCGGAUAACAAAAAUAGUUGAUUAAAUAUUUCUUUAUUAAAUUAAAUUGAUAAGAGCGCAUUUUAAUUGUCUAUGUGGACAAGACGGUGACGGUUACGGCUAACUGUAAUUAAGAAAUCUAAAUUUCAAUCCAGGGUAGUAAGUCCGUCAAGUUAACUAAUCAAUGGCAAAAUACAACAUUACGGUGAACCCAUUGUGUGUUACACGUGUUUGGUACACUUUGCAAGCGGGUCGAUAAAAUAGGUGUCAAAUUUAAAAGUGAAAAUAUGGCUUUCUUAAAAAGAACAAAAGUUGUUUAGUCUUCUGAUGUCGAGGAAGCCAUAAGAUGCCAUACGUUCCUCCUGUGCUCAGACUAAAAAAGAAGAGUCAGAAGGCGCAUCCGAAAAUUUUGAAUGACAUCUAUGCGAACACAGCAUCAUAUAUCUGGCUCAGCCUUAGUGUUUCAAUAAAACUGCAAGCACAACAUAAAACAUGACGCAUUAUGCCCGGGACGAAUGCUAUCAUAAUAACAAAAACGAUGCCUUAUCCACUGACAGCCGACCAAUUAAUAACAGCACUAUCUAUAAUUAUGAUGAAGAGCAUUCGGGUGCAUAUGUCUAUGAUGAGUAUGGCGUUUCAGAAGAGUACUCUUCUGAUGUGAAUUGGCCUCGAGGUGAUGAUCAUAUAUUUGGAGAUAGAAGCUUUAACCAGAAUUAUGCGCAUUAUACAGAUGAGUAUGUCCCAGAAGAGCAGAAUGUAGCUGGGCUACCAACUGCGGAGUAUUGGGACGAGAAUAUCGGCGCUCCGAUUGAUUAUGGAGGCGCUGGUUAUGGAUAUGGCUCAACUGCACCAAUGAAACACAAUGGGUGUGGCUCGUCAACGAAAUAUUCAGAUGAUGUGCCAAUUGAAGGUACGUACACCAGAAGAGGCAAUCGCAUUGGUGUCUGCCUGCCAACCGCACCCGCGUCGUCGACGACAAUAGUAAUGGAUAAUUCAAAAUAUCGGAUGUUACCGCACGCGGCUGCUUACCAAAAUGUUCACGCUGAAAACAAUCUGAAUGGACAUUCCGGCUAUGCAUCGAAUGCUGGUUUAAUAGACGAGAGAAUAGGUAGUUUUAUUAGUUUGCCAGCGGCACCAAUGCGGACGUUACCCGAGCCUCAGCAACGACCCAGCUCCUCACAUCGAUUAUUUGAAGAUAACAACUUAAAGGCAGAUGCCUUCGGAAAUCAAAACGUGCGUGAUAGCGUAUCGGCUACACUAGGGUCAGCCAGAGGGCCCACUAGUUAUGACGUAUUCUACCAAAUGGCUCGACCCUACACAUCUAUGCUGCCGCUCGACUACACCGACUGCUCCGAGUUCGGUGGUAAUUCUGAUAACUUGUCAGCGUUCAGUGACACGCCGCCAGUGAGCAAUGCGCAGCACAAGUUGCAACAGCAGCGAAAAAUCUCACUUAUGAUGGCAAUGACAACAGCUUCUGUGAUAGCAUCUGGGGAGACAAGAGUACCGGUUCAGCACUCCAAUAGGCGCAUUGAUAAUUAUUCAGGCUCGGCCACCACUGUAGUGCCAUGUUGCGAUGAAAAUAUCAGCAUUUGUGCAUCUUCCUCCUCCUCAGUUGCCUUUACCAACGCUACUACGAUAGCUUUAGCACGCUGGUCAACAACAGACGCUCAGACAACUACUACGAUGACGACGACGACGACUACAACUAGAAAAUUGCCAAAACGUCUGCCGUCACCAGCUAUACAGUAUAAAUCGUCGCAUACGACUGGCACAUCAGUUCCCGAAGUGAUUUCAGAAAUUACAUUCCCAUCACAAGCGCAGUUUGAGAAAAAUCAUCGCGCAAAGCAGUUGCCAAAGUUGCCCUUACCAAAAGCACAAGCUAAUUUGAACUCAGUUUAUAUUGGUUCAGACAUCAGUAUCAACCGGACAGCAUCGAUGGUUUUAUCAUCAGGAAUUUCUGUUAGCUCAUCGCCAGAGAGAUUGCCUGCAAUACCAGAUUCCGAACGGAUGACUACCCACAUGGCCCCAAGUUCUCCUAUGAUGUCAACGACAGCCGUGGCCUUUGUUGAUGGUGCCAAUAAUUUUUUCCGCUUGGAGGAGAGUCAAGCAUUUACAAAAAUGUGUAGUAGAACUCAGCUCCAGAGCAAUCAGAGCGAAGUGCCUAGGUCUGUCGACUCAUUUAGAUCUUGGCCACCAACUUCGAUAGCCACCGAAUCGCUUUCAUUAUAUCAAAGUGAGCUUUCAAGCGACAAAGCCAAGCUAAAUUUCACAGUGCCCGCCAAACUCACUCAAAAAACAUCAACUGAAUUGGCGGUAGAGCAAGAAUCAUCUUCAGCGGUCCCAAAAUCAAACCAUUACCAUUCGGCUUUCACAGCAACAGAAACAACAGUAACAAUUCCUGCUUUGUGCGAAUCUAAGACAUCAUCAUUUGACAUAUCUGAUUACUUAAAACCUUAUACAUUUGAUUCACUUAAAUUUUCGACUGAAAAUGAUCACACCAUGAUCCCAACUGUCGCGAGGACUACUUUCGACACAUACGUAAGUUGUAGGGACUCGUUGGACUCAUUUAAACUGACAUCACUGGAAUCCCAAAUGCCAAAUUCGAUUACCUCAUGGACGACUAGCCCCAUUACCAUUGAAUCAUCACUGUUAAGCGGUGAUGUUGCCGCCGUUUUAACGGCACCAAAAGAGGAAAUGGUCACAACGCCACCAAGUGAGUCUUCGUCCACUUUGUCGUAUCUACCAAAUAAACCGAUCUUACCGAUCCCGACAACUAUGGAGGGUAAAAAGUCUGACCAAUUUGCAGCGACGAGUGAUUCUCACGAUGCAGUCACAACUUUAAGCCACUUGAGUAACGUGUUCACAACAAACGUUAUGGCGUCUAGUUCUUCGACAAUAGACAUCAUUAACACUAGUCCAGCUUCAGUUUCUACGCCAGCGUCAAUUAUUGCUCAUUUACCUACGCUCUCGUACAUUGAUUAUAUGAAAAAGUUUGAACUUCCUGAACUGCCGCCGAUUCUGGAUAUUUGUAGUGACGAGACAACAGCAGUUUUUCCAGAAACAAGUUCUGCAGAUAACGUUACUGCUACUACAGAUGCAGGGUUUCGAAAAUUCAAUACUAGUUUAUUCGCGGAGACAGAAACAUUUAAAAGUACAGCAACAAUGCCUUCCCAUACUCAUCCCACAGAAUCAAGCAUGCAUUGCGUGCACGAAUGUAAUGAAUUUGGAGUACAAAGCUAUCAGCCUAAUCAAUAUCAAAGCGAAAUUCCUACCUGUUCGCCAAACCUAGCCCCGAUAAAUACUGUUUCCACUCAUUCUGUUAUGAACAAAUACCAAGACAUAAUGUCAACCGAAGCAAAACUCGACAGUGGUAUCUCCUUGCAACUUGAGCCACAAAUAUCAGAAACUGUGCCAGAUUACUUAUCAAGCCACAUUGACCAGACAUUAGUGAGCACAGUUUCAGCUUUCGAUGACAGCUUUUACGAUAGCUUUAAUGUUGAUUUGACAGCGUUGACAGCAACAAUUGCACAUAUUGAAAGCGAGACGUGCUUAACUCCUGCUCUGAAGCCAAACAGCAAUGAUACGCUGAAUUAUCUGCCCUGUGAUCCAUCCAGUAACGCAUACAUGGAUGUAAGGGAAACAGGUAGUUCAAAUGAACUGAACGAGUCGUUUGGUUUUAGACAAGGGGGAUAUUACAAGCCAUCUCAAAAACAGCAACAACAGCCGUGUGUGCAAGACGAAGCUCCACAUACACCUCAGAAAUCUAAAGUCGUUGCGUCGGCAGCUACCAGCGUCCUGGGAGGUCUAUCUAAGGGAAUCAAGGGCGGAUUGGAUGGUGUGCUCAGCGGUGUUAGCUCCACGAUGGAAGCAACUAAACAGUAUCCAGCCAACAAUAACAGUAAGAAAAGUUUUGGCUUUGGAUUAGCCUCAAAAUUGGUACCGAAUGUGGGAGGAUUGCUUUCCAGCUCAAACAAGCAAGACCAACAGCAGGAAGCAGCACCAACAAUUUCCACCGUCUCUGUUAUAAUUUCAACAGCGGACAGUGCCCAACAUAUGCUCAACUGUCAAAGCACAUCAAAGGGAUAUGAAUAUGUAAAUGAAAACGUUAUUGAUACGAAUACCAACACGGACGUAAGCGUCAGUCAUACCCCGACUACUGGGUAUCUGGAAGAGUUACGGUCCGUUCAAAACAAUAGUUCCGUGCUAGAAACCAAGUCAAAUCUAGCUUAUGACUACCUCGGAAAUUAUGAACCUGAUAGCUCCGCAAUAGAGGUCAUAGGAUUAAAUGACGACUAUAGGUACGGUGAAUAUUCUGCACCGUACCAAACGACAGAUGAGGGUCAUAUUGACAGUUUAUACAGUUACACAGGUCCUUAUAAAUCAAUUGUUGGAUCUGAAAUGGAGCUAGGAUCGACCAUGGCAGUUGAUACAAUUCCUUUCACUCAAUAUCAAUCUUCAAUGUCAUCGAGUAACUUACCCGCUGCAGAACAGACCUCUAUGCUUGAAACAGGAAUCAUAUCUGUAACCGAAACCGGAACAAGUAAGUCCCAGUCAGUAGCUCCAAAGGUGGGUAUAAAAAAAGACAGAUCUAGCACUGUCGGCAGCACUGGUGGUAUGUUAGGCUCAAUUUUUGGUAAGGCUGCAGCAGCGGUACAGUCUGCUACGCAGGCGGUCAAUCAGGGUGCCUCCUCUGUUGCCUCAGCUGUGGCUCAAAAAGCAUCGACACCAUCUGCAGUUGUCACAACAGUUGGGCAAACCAAGCCCCGAGACGUGCCAGCCAUAUCGUCUUCUAACCAAAGUGCAACCCCAGUCUCGAGCGUAUCGUUUGUUUCUAACAUUGAGCAAGAACCAACGCAGGCAGCCAAUACAAUAUCGACAUCGAACGCGUCUGGAGCCAUUGGAUUUCACAGAGUUAUAGACAAUGAUUAUAACGAGCUAGUCACUAACCCGGACUCGGUGUCAAGCCAAUAUUCAACAGCUGGCGAUGAUUACGAGAAUAGCAACACUCACAUGCUUGGUGACGACAUGUCAGUGCAUAUGAAUAUCAAUGAUAAUAAAGCGUACUCUAUAUACUAUUCGGGUGGUAAUCAGAUCCAGCAAAUUGAUACCAAAGACACGCCAGCCGUACACUCAUCGAUGCUGGGUAAAGUGAUAGCUGGACAGAAGCUACUACCGGCGGUGCCGUCAGCAGUAUCCACCGGCAAAAAACUGCCCACCAUUAAUGGUAAAUCGGGGCUGCUAAUUAAGCAGCAACCAACUGAGAUCUUUGAUGAUGAAUCAGAUGAUGAUCUCACUGAAUAUUUUAUGGGACACCCCGAUAAGGUUGACCAUGAACCGAAUUAUUGCAUCGAUAGUGAGCAGGAUGAUUACUACAUGGAUCCUCAGCAGACGACACCGUCAAGUCGAGGUGCAAAUGAUUAUUAUGAACAAGUUAGUGCAGGUUAUGACUAUCGAGAGGAUUUCUUUAAUGAAGAGGAUGAAUAUAAAUAUCUUGAGCAGCAGACUCAACAGCAGCAGCAUCAGUAUCAGCAUCAGCACCAAUCACAAAAAUUAUUGCUCAGUCAUAAGCAAUCAUCAUUAGACUAUGUGGACGAUGAACAAAACGACGAUUUCUUGAACGAGACUUAUCAAAGCGAUGAGGACUGUGGCAAUUAUCUAGACGAAAGCUCGAGUGGUAGCGUUGGUAUUGCCGAAGGCCGUAAACAACAAGCGGAGGAUAACGGCUUCAUUACGGGUACGACCUCCAUUGCCACUAUGGGCAUGAAUACAACUCCAGCUAUCGCCAAUACUGCUGAGCGUAGUUCGCUUCGCACCAGCAAGGCUGCAGGGAUUUGCCUGCAGCUUGGAGAGGGUCACCAGCAAAUUAAAAAACAGGACAGCAUUAUUAUAGAAGAAGAAGAAUCAAGUCCGAUAGAUUUAAACAACGAUUGCCGUGUCGCAGCACACAUGUCGCCUGAAGGAGACGCUGAUGAUGAUGAUCAACUGGCUGAUCUGUUACCCACAGGAGGCCAGCCCCAAAAGAAGAAGAUUCUGAUGCGAGGCGAAACUGAAGAAGUUGUUAGCGGUCAUAUGCAGAUGAUACGAAAGCCGGAGAUUACGGCUAAGCAGCGAUGGCAUUGGGCCUACAACAAAAUCAUAAUGCAGCUAAAUGCCAUCCAAUUUUGAGGCGGCUUUUGGAGAAUCCAUGUGUACGGACUUAUUGCCAGCAGCGCUAUUUACGGAAAAACACAUGGAGG
This is a messenger RNA of Drosophila virilis, 6324 nucleotides long. RefSeq names its product unc-13 (gene unc-13). Gene Ontology annotation, biological process: synaptic vesicle priming; presynaptic dense core vesicle exocytosis; synaptic transmission, glutamatergic. Gene Ontology annotation, molecular function: calmodulin binding; calcium ion binding; phospholipid binding. NCBI's taxonomy places the organism in Eukaryota, Metazoa, Arthropoda, Insecta, Diptera, Drosophilidae. The record is from RefSeq and is a predicted model, not a curated record. Gene Ontology annotation, cellular component: presynaptic active zone cytoplasmic component; presynaptic membrane; plasma membrane.